This is a messenger RNA of Empidonax traillii (willow flycatcher), 4046 nucleotides long. RefSeq names its product solute carrier family 34 member 2 (gene SLC34A2). Gene Ontology annotation, biological process: sodium-dependent phosphate transport; intracellular phosphate ion homeostasis. The transcript has 14 exons. The record is from RefSeq and is a predicted model, not a curated record. Gene Ontology annotation, molecular function: sodium:phosphate symporter activity. Gene Ontology annotation, cellular component: brush border; apical plasma membrane; vesicle. The coding region runs from base 167 to 2197 and encodes 676 amino acids. Lineage: Eukaryota; Metazoa; Chordata; Aves; Passeriformes; Tyrannidae.
AUAAGCACAGCUACGGAAUCUGAGCAGCUGGUCCAUAGGCAGUGUGUGGAGGCCAGCAGGCUGUACAGCAUAGGUGCAGAAGGAGUGUACAGGUUGGAAAGGUUUCAGUGGCUGCCCAGUUGAUCCAUUCACUCUGUUGUCUGGGAAUAAAGACGUGUCACAGAUCAUGGCUCCCUGGCCUGAGGUGGAAAAGCCUGAAGCCAAUAACUAUAUUGGGGACCCUUCCAAACAAAACCAGAACAUGGCUGGGAAAGAAGGAGAAAACCACAAAGCAGGCAAUGUGGCUUCACUUGGAAAUAAAGGGGAUAUUCAACCUGCAUUUUCCACAAUAGCCUUGAUAGAUGAGCCAAGGCCAGAAGAAGAGGACCCAUGGGCUCUGCCGGAACUGCAGGACACUGGGGUCAAGUGGUCAGAAUUGGAUAGAAAAGGAAAAAUCAUUCGUGUACUCUACGGGAUAGGGAAGUUCAUUAUGCUACUUGGAUUGCUCUACAUGUUUGUGUGUUCUCUGGAUGUUCUGAGCUCUGCUUUUCAACUGGUAGGAGGUAAAGCAGCAGGGGACAUAUUUAAAGAUGAUUCAGUGCUGUCUAAUCCUGUUGCGGGACUGGUGAUUGGAGUUCUGGUGACUGUUAUGGUGCAGAGCUCCAGUACUUCCUCAUCCAUCAUAGUCAGCAUGGUGUCCUCCACCCUGCUAACUGUUCGAGCAGCUAUUCCGAUCAUCAUGGGGGCAAACAUUGGCACCUCAGUUACAAACACGAUUGUGGCACUCAUGCAAGCUGGCGACAGGAAUGAAUUUAGAAGGGCCUUUGCUGGGGCAACAAUCCACGAUUUCUUUAACUGGCUUGCUGUCUUUGCACUGUUGCCCAUUGAAGUUGUUUCUGGCUAUCUUUACCAUCUCACCAAUGUUAUAGUUGAGUCCUUUCAUCUUGAAAGUGGUGAGGAUGCCCCUGAGUUACUAAAAGUUAUCACAGACCCCUUUACAAAGCUCAUCAUUGAGCUUGAUAAAUCAGUAAUAAAUGCAAUUGCUACUAACGAUGAAUCAGCAAAAAACAAAAGCCUGGUAAAGGUCUGGUGUGUCACUGAAACCAAUGUGACACUGCAGAAUGUCACAGUUCCACUUCCAGACAACUGCACAUCUCCUGACUUUUGCUGGACUGACGGAAACAUGACAUGGACCCUGAAGAAUGUAACUGAAAUAGAUUAUAUCACUAAAUGCCAGCAUCUCUUUGCGAACUCAGACCUGCCUGAUCUUGCCAUCGGUCUUAUCCUUCUGGCUUUGUCCCUGCUUGUUCUGUGCUCCUGUUUGAUAAUGAUCGUUAAGCUAUUAAACUCUGUGCUUAAAGGACAAGUGGCAAGUGUUAUCAAGAAGACAAUCAACACUGAUUUCCCAUUUCCUUUUACUUGGCUAGCUGGAUACCUGGCUAUGCUUGCAGGGGCUGGUAUGACCUUCAUUGUCCAAAGUAGUUCUGUUUUCACAUCUGCUAUUACACCCCUUGUUGGCAUUGGCGUUAUCAGCAUUGAGCGCUCUUACCCCCUUACCUUAGGAGCCAACAUUGGCACAACCACAACAGCUAUACUUGCGGCUUUAGCGAGUCCGGGGAGUACAUUAAAAUAUUCACUACAGAUUGCCUUGUGCCACUUUUUCUUCAAUGUCUCUGGGAUUAUUCUGUUUUACCCGUUACCUUUUACCCGGCUGCCAAUACGCAUGUGCAAGACUUUGGGAAACAUAACAGCCCAGUACAGAUGGUUUGCUAUAUUUUAUCUUCUCGUCUGCUUCUUUCUUCUGCCUUUGUUUGUAUUUGGUCUGUCACUGGCAGGGUGGCCAGUCCUUUUGGGUGUUUGCCUUCCCCUAUUUCUUCUUUUUAUUGCUGUGGUUGUAAUUAACGUUAUGCAGAAAAGGCGACCUGAAAAACUGCCUGAAAAGCUCCAAAACUGGGAUUUCCUACCUAUCUGGAUGCACUCCCUAGAGCCCUGGGACAAUAUGCUUAUGUCUUCACUCGCCUUCUGUGGGAAACACUGCUGUGGCUUCUGUAAGUGUUGCAAAAUCAAUGUCGAAGGGGAAGGUGCCAAAGACAAGCAACUAAAAACUACAGAGGUUUAUGAAAACACCAUGGCAAUGGCUGAUGAAGAAAGAGGUGGAAGAAGAGCACCAGCUGCAGCUUCUGUUGACAAAACAGGCACAAACAACACAGCCUUAUAGUAGCGGAUCAACCCAUAUUAGCAGAAAUACAGCAUAGGACAGUCAGGCUCUUCAAAACCACCUUGGACUAUGCACUGAGGACAGAGUGAACAUUUUGUUAGGUUUCUGAAACCAGUGAUACAUCACUCAUCAAGGAAUGGAGUCAAACAAGCUUGACAGAGUCCCUAGAAAAUCUGUGCUCGGUUGCAAAGCUAAUGACAGAUUUGCUCACAGAGGAUCUACUAUGCGGUACCUUCCUGCAAUGCUAUCAGUAGCAAACAAAAGAAAUCCUGAUGUAGUCCCAUGAAGAGAGAGAUGAAAGGAGUGGCAAUCAAUUCAAACUUAAAAAACAAACAAACACUGCACUUGUAGAACAGCCUAUCUAACCUACUGACUUAUUCAGCAGAAGUUAUUUUGUAAUACCUAAAAAGCUCUGGAAAUUUAAAAAAAAAAAAAAAAGGAAAAAAAGAUAAAUAAAAAGGGGAAUCCUAAUGUUUUCAUUGCCCUAUUUGCAGUGGUCAAAAUGGAAAAGAGUGGUUUUCCUACAGUGGACAAAAUCUAUUCUACAUGUGUGAAGGAAAAUGAAAUGCUGAGAUAUCCUUCAGAAGCUCUUGGAAUCCUGGUCUGGCUUAAGGGUUUGCAUAAGACCAUUUGAAGUCCUCUGUAUCUCCUUUAACACUGUAAACACAGAAGUUAUAAUCUUUUGUUAUCUCAAGCUGAAGACCAUGAAAGUAAUUGCUGCUCCCCCUGUACUGUGCUUGGAAGCAUCGGGUGGCUACCAAAGGUCUUGACUGACUCAGGAUGUGGUUGUGUUGCCAUUCCUUCCUCUAGAUGGUCCUCUUCAAUCCUGUUCACCAUGUCAUUCCACAACCAGAGGAAUGGUGCAGAAGGAAGGACAAGUAACCAGUGUAGGGGAGGAGACAGCUGCCCCAGCCUGGGCUGAUGCCAGAUGUGUGUUCAGCUGUGGCUCCGUUUGCCUGAGCCACAAAAUGAGUUUUCAGAGUAGUGGUGAAGAUUGGCUUUAGAGUUACAGCAGAGGGAACAUGCAGAGCAGAUUAUGGCUAGCACAGGACAUAUGGUAAUGUUUACUGGAGAGAAAGGGAUGUUCACCAUCCCUUUGUGCUCUGAACCACCCUCCUUGGAAAUAAUGUGAAUUUUACUAGCAGUUGUAUGUAGCAAUCCAAAUCCCAAAUGAAAUCCAUAACUGAUGUUGUCACUAUCAUGUGUAGCAAAUCCACAGGUAGAGUAAUACUUGGUAGGAAGCCGCUUAUGCUCAAAUUUUACUAUUAGUGAUGUUUUAGUAAUGCUUGUGAGGUUGUUCUGAAUCACGGGCUGACAAGGCAUAAUUUCAACAUCAGAAAAAGAGCAUUUCCAAGAUGCACAGAGUACUUCUACUGACUUUCAAUUGCUCCCAUAUUGGUGAGUAUGGGACGAGAACUGAAGUCCAAUCACUAAUGUCAAAAAAAAAUAGGUGAUUCAGUGUAGGCCAAGUGUCAUUUAAAGCCAGUUUAAGUGGCUAAGUUUUAAAUGAAAUCUGUAAUGGAAACACUGAGAAGACCCUUAGUGUAACAUAGCCACUCAGUGCUGCUAGAACAUAUUUACUUCUGAACAGCUGUUUUCUGCAGAGCUUGGAAUUCAGUAGGUUGAAUUUGGCUAUUAGGUAAAUACAUACGUUUUAGAAGUGAAAAUGGUUUUCAUUUACUUUUUUAAACUGACAUUCAAACUAGUAAACUAUGUUGCCGAAAAUGUGUUCACAAACUGCAUCCACACUGAGAUUCCAACUGUUUCAGUAAUUGUGGACCAGUGACAAAAUGCUUAGAAUUUGAGUGAAUUUCCAAAAGAUAUAGUUUUGGUAUAGUUCUGCUCUUUU